CCUACUUCUAGUUCCUGUUUCUAUUUGCAAAGGAACUCUUGUUCCUUUUUCUUUCAUAGCCCAGCAUUGGGUAACAAAUCUUUCCCGUAGAUCGGGAAGGCGGCCUCGAUACGGCGUAAGCAGUCAGUGGCCCUGAUAAACCCAAACAACAACAACAACAACAACAUAAGGGACCUCUCGAGUGUCUGCCUCGCAAGGAACCUCCUGAAUGUCUGUUUCGUAAGGAACCUCUCAAGUGUCUGCUUCGUAAGGAGCCUCUCCAGUGUCUGCCUCGGCUGCUGAUAUACAGUGAUCAAGUUGUAUAUUUAUGAAUGUAAACCAAGCUUUGCUGACAUGGAGCCUACAGAUGACUUCGAUUCCAAUAGCGAGAGUUAUUCUGCAUCGUCUAGGCACUCAGAAGAGUCUUCAUAUGAGUAUGAAGAUGCAGAAUGGCUAAAACAUGUGCAGAAUGAUGGUUCCCUUCUCUAUGUGGAGUCUUAUGUUUCAAGUACAGUAAGAGAGAAGCAAGUGCAAGCUCUUAAAGCAUCUGGAGGAUUGGAAAAGAAACCUGCUUUCUCAUCUCCUUCAAAAGAAAUAAAAAAGAAGAACAAAUUGCUAAGAUUGCUGAAACGUAGACCAAGUGUAAGAGUUAAGGGCACACCACGAGUCGGUACUGGGGGUGAAGGAGGAACAAAGGGUGGAUCUGACUUGACUUCGCCUCCAAAAGUGACCUUUAGAGAUAACCCAAGUGGGGAAGUGAGGAAAAUUAAUCUUCAGGUGUACGAAGGUGGCAACAACUUAGGGCGACGAGCAAGCCUUUGUGAAACUGUUCUUGGUGUCGUACCUGGCCGCUUCAGUGAGCCCCCAGAUUCUAGGGUCAUGGUUGCUGGCCUCGUACCUGGCUCACAAGCACUAAGAAAUGGUGUCAUCAAAAUUGGUGACUGGCUGAAAGAGGUAGAUGAAAGUGAUGUUAACUGGGAUAAUUUGGAUGAUAUACUGGCAGAACUACAGAUACCUUCGACAAUUACCUUAUCUGUGCAGAAGUGUGCUUCAGAAACUCUCCCUGAUGAGCUAGAAAGUGACCGCAAGAGAGUGACACAGACCCAAUUAGUAAAAGUGGUGACUGGUGUGGAAGUCAGCCACCCAGAGUCAACGUACCUGCAGGAGCUGCCUCAUACCCUCCUCUACCUCAGCCUUGUGGGUGUUACGGAGGAUUCACCUGAUGGUGCUGACAUUAGAUACCAAUUUCCAAACUGGAGUAACAAAUUGGUGAAGGUGCGAGGAAUGUUCAUCACUACGGCUCAUACAGUGCAAGAGGUGAUUGGUGCUCCAGCACUCUGCUCCACUGUGUGUCUAGAUGGGGAAUACUACCAUGUUGCCUAUGUUAGAGAGAAUAAUGAUGUGUUCCUCCUUGCACUGCCACAUUCCUAUGUAUCCAGUCAUGAUAUUGUUGCACUGAUGGAGCAGAUUGCCAGUCUCGUGAGGUUUGAAUUUGAGACACUUUCCAAAGGAGUUGGUGAUGCAAAAAACAAAGCCUACUUGGACCACCUGAUGAGCCAUAUAUUAGGAACAGUACUUGGUCAGGGCCCUAGAGAAGGAAAGGAUCCUGGGCGACUUGAAAGGGAAUCAUCAGGAAAACCAUUGGCAGCAAAACUGAACCCGUACCUGCCACUGAUUCCUAUCAUUCCCCAGAGUUUUAUUUUUGCAUACCCAACGUGGCUUAUUUUACAAGAUGGCGGUGAAAUAAAGCUUCAAAUUGACAACUGCCUUAGUGAGCUGGAAUCUGGGGACUUCGGUGAUGAUGAUUCUGAUUAUGAGGAAUCACUGUCCCUAUACAGUAUAUUGGGUUGCUGCUUAUUCUAUAAGGGCCAUCUUGUAGCAUCUCAUUUGUCAUCUGAGGAUCUGAGACAUGUUUGGCUCUUUACUUGUCACCAUGGCCUUCAGUCUCUCACCACCCAUGAGUCGGUCAGUCAGCUGGUGGCCUGGCGGUCAGUGUACCCACCAGGAGAGAUGAGCACUGCCAGGGACGACAGGAUUAAACAUUACCUCCUCGUAGUUGCAAUGAACCACUGCAUCCUUGGUCUGCUUCUUGAAGCUGGAGGAGUAACCGAAUUUGUAGAUGAAGGAGCUGGUCCAGAUCCAUUUCUUGUGGACCAGGCUGAGGCUUCUCUGUAUCAACUUCAUGCACUCCACGUUAACACAGUGUGUGAGGAGAGCUUAAUGAAUGGUGGUAUUGAAACUAUUGCUGCAGACGAUAAAUUUGGGAGAGUGACGCCAAGCAAGAAAGCAAAGGAUAGAAAUGAAGUUGUAGAAGGAGGGCUCAGGCUGCCAGAUGUCCCUUCAAUUUUGAAGCAAAAGUCAUCACCAUUGCCUGAAUCAAGGUUGCAUAUACACGACCAUACUGGAUGUGAAUGUGAAGGAAGCCUCGGAGAAACCAGUGAGGAUUCCUUCACACACAGUUCUCAAGAUUCAUCUCUGGCAUUAGAAGAGGAUGAGGAAGGUGAUGAUGAAUUAGAGUCUGAUUGGAGAAUAUUUAAACCUGCUGAGAACCCAGGCCUUCACCAGUAUGAUUUGGAUAUAAAGAGCCCACAUCACAGACAGCCCGUCUCACCCGUAAGAGUUACAUGUGGAAAAGAUGGUGUGUUGUUUCAUCUAGUGCAGCUUGAGGUGGGAGAAGGAGUUAUAAUUCAGUCUGAGCCUUCUACUGUGUCUCCAUCAGUCUCUCCUGUCUCACCAUCUGCUACCCAGCCUCCACCACCAUUCCAUUCUCAGGUGUUACAAAGCUUUAGGUCCACCUGUGCUCACAUACAUCAUGUUCUUCAUGCUUCUAUUAGAGGCAAGGAACCCAGUGGAAACUACAGUGGCAGCACAGCACUUAAUGGUAUCAAGGAACAUGGGGUGUUGUUCACAUACACUCCUCCUAGUACUGAUGCCGGGAAUAUAGGAAAGAGAAGAACCCAAUCCUUUUCUUAUUGGGUUGUUGGGCGUCUGCUUGUUGCACCAUAUCAGCGAGAAGUUUAUGUAUGCUUUCACGAAUCCAUACCUCAGAAUGUGCUUGAAUUAGCCUUCAAAGUGUCACUAGGAUGCAUCAUCUGAGUGGACAUGAGUUGCUAUAUCUUCAUUAAAGUAAUUAAAUAUAAAGCAUAUAAUCAUAAUUCACAUGAGUUAUGUUCCUGAAAAUUGUACUACUAAUGAUUUCCACUUUUGAACAGAAAAACAUGGAAAAAAUAGAAAGAGCUAUAACAAUAAUUUUUCUCACCUAACAUUAUCUACGAUGAUGCGUUGUGAAAUGAGUGAACUCUGGCAAGGUUCAGUUUAAAAAAAGUCACGAGCUAAAAAAUAAUUACGUUAAUACUGUACUGUACAUUAUUUCUUACUUCCCUUCAAGUCGAGUUCAGGAUGCUUAACAUAUUGGAGAGGGUGGCUGUGGACCUAUUCCCCAUUCUUUUCACGAUAUCAUGCUGAGGAUUACUCAUUGCACAAGCCCUUAUUGUUGCCUCAGUCUCUCAAGUUGACCAAAUCAUUGAUUAUCUAAACGUCAAAUGUGUGUGCCAUAUCCAUGAUGCUUGCACCACUCUUCAGCAUCAUAAUUACUUCCUUUGUUUUCAUAACUAUAUUGUCACACUUAAUCAUCGUCCAUGCUUCACAAAUAUCAUCUACACUUCGUUUGGCAGCCAUGAUAAAUAUCCAGAGACAAGAUGGGGCGAUGACAAGAAGGAAAAACUGCAAGAGAUUUUAUAUUAUUUAUGAAAUGAAAAAAUUCUAUAUGUAAUGCAUCUAGUGUUAUUAUCUUCUGAGAGUUCUAACAAACCAUUAAGUGAUACUAGUAAAAAGAUCUAUAUUGUUAACAUUGGUUAGUAAGUGGGGAAUAUGCACUCCUAGGGAGGCAAAAUAUAACUAUAUUGUAGCAACCAGAAAUAUUAGCUGGCAGAGGGAAUUUAGCAAUGAUCAAGGCAUUAACCCUUGUGUUCACUUAGUUCUACAAAAAGAAAAAAAUAUUGAGGCCUCUACAAUAAAUACUCUAAAAAUCAAACUGAUCACAACCAUGUAAUUCAACAGUAAAUAAGGAAACUAUACAAGCACAGUGCACUGUGGCUGGCACAUUUUGAGAUUUGGGAAUCCUGGGCAUUUCUAUUGAAGUAAAAAUAAAAUAAAGAUCAUUUUAUCUCUGGUCAAAUCAGAAAAAAAGAACCCUGCCUCUUGCAUUUGAAACUGACAUUGACAAAAUUACUUUUAACCAUAAUCUCUACAUUUGGAAAUGUUGAUAUUAAAUAGUUUGUAUCAUGAUGUACAGUACAUUUAUUUUUGUUUUUUUUUUGCAUUUUUUUUUUGUAAAUAGGAGAAACUUUAUCCUUUAAAAUAUAUUGGUACUGAUAUCUGCACAGGCUUAACUUCCAUUCAAUCAGAAAUGAGAACACAUAUGGGUCUUUAUGUAUGGCAAACACAAGGCAGUGUUCAGUAAGCCUUUGCAAACCAGGGCCACCCUGGUGAAGGAAGUCCCUACCAGUUCAGUCUAAGGUGUCAACAAAGGCCGUAAUCCCCCCACCACGAAAAGGAACUGCCUUCAGGGGGUUCAUAUAUUCAAAAUUUCUGCAUGUUACUUCAUGCAGUUUUUCCAUUAUGUACCUGUUAUUUCAUGAGAACAUUCCUGUUCUCACACGAUAUUCCAUUACCCCAAUCUCAUCCAUUUUGGAGUACCAUUUUUUAAAUCUAUAUAAACCAUUAUUAAAAAACUAUAAGACAUUAUACAGUAGUCAUUAUAAAAAUUUUACAGUAUAAA
This is a messenger RNA of Cherax quadricarinatus, 4759 nucleotides long. It is a transcript of the gene in, whose product is annotated as protein inturned. The record is from RefSeq and is a predicted model, not a curated record. Gene Ontology annotation, biological process: vesicle-mediated transport; establishment of planar polarity; nervous system development. Gene Ontology annotation, cellular component: cytoplasm; cilium. Gene Ontology annotation, molecular function: protein binding. Lineage: Eukaryota; Metazoa; Arthropoda; Malacostraca; Decapoda; Parastacidae.